Molecule: messenger RNA, 1425 nt
Organism: Notolabrus celidotus (New Zealand spotty)
Lineage: Eukaryota; Metazoa; Chordata; Actinopteri; Labriformes; Labridae
Product: intracellular hyaluronan-binding protein 4-like
Exons: 9
Coding region: 124-1230 (368 amino acids)
Biological process (GO): positive regulation of translational initiation; positive regulation of RNA splicing
Cellular component (GO): nucleus; cytoplasm
Molecular function (GO): RNA binding
Source: RefSeq, a predicted model, not a curated record
UUUGACCAGGUUGGCUUUUACCUUAAACAACCACACAGGCAAGAGGACCACCACACCUGCUGCAGACACCAUCAUCUAUCUCAUCGUAGACCGAGAGUCAGCGAGAAAGACCUGUCGGCUAAAAUGCUGCCGGACGCCUACGGCUGCGUUGUGGCGAACAGGUUCGGCAAUCUUCUGGAUGACGAUGCUGACCCGUUCGACAUGAUGAGUGAAGUGGUGACGGAGAAAGAGAAAAAGAAAAAGAAGAAGGACGAUGAUAAGAAAGGCAAGCAGAAGAAGCCUGGUCAGAAAGAGUCCCAGAAGGACAGACGAGUCCCCGUCUUGUCGGAUGGUCAAGACGCAGUCCCAGUCCACAAGCAGCAACAGGCACGUCCUGGACCAGUGACUGAGAGGGGAGAUGGCAGAGAGGAGGCCCAGAAGGGCACAAAGAGAGCUGUCUUUGGAGACCGCAGAGCAAAUCAAGGGGACCCCCAGGAGUUCUCUGUAUCCCAGUCUUCCUACAAUGCAGACUCAAACUUGAGAGACAGAGAAGGCUUCAGAGGUGGAAGACCACCAAGAGGUGGAGGACGAUACUCAAAGAACCCUGACAACUUCAACCCGAGGGGCAAGAGAGAAUAUGAUCGACACAACGGAACGGGUAUCUCUCCUGAAGAGAAGAGAGGGGGCAGGGGACCAUGGAACUGGGGCAGUGUUGAUGAAGCUGGAAGUGAAUUGAUGGAAGUGACAUCAAAUACUGCUGUCAAAUCUGAGGACCCCCAAAUACCAUCGGAGGAGGAGAAUCAGAAUCAAGUGAUGGAAGAAGAUGGAGAGAUGGUGGUCCAGGUUGCGAUGGAGAUGACCCUGGAUGAGUGGAAGGCCAUGCAGGAGACAAGUCGUCCUAAGCCAGAGUUUAAUAUCCGCAAAGCAGAGACCACGAUCCCCUCCAAAGCCAAGGUUAUCCACCAGUCAAAACACCCGGAGUUGGUCUCCAAUCUUCAGACAUUCAAAGGAGCUCCUGAGGACCUGGAAGACGACGGCAACUUCCUCCGCAAGUCUGUGAAUGACAUCACCUCGCUGAUGGACAUCAACUUUGGGAGUCUUGGGCGCCCCAGUCGUGGUGGCCGGGGUAGAGGACGAGGUGGUCAGACUAGUCGCCCAGAGAGAGCCAAACCCAUUAUAGAGAAGGCAUGUGACCUGGCUCCUAACCCGGACGACCCUGAUGACUUCCCAGCACUAUCUGCUGGAAUGUGACCAAAUCCACUUUUGAGUUCUCCUGCUGGGAAUAUAGGUUGCACUUAACACAAGAUUUAAAGAAAAAACAAAAACAGUUUAAAUGUUUCUGCUGUUCUUAAGGUUUGGGGUUUUAUUGUACUUUAUUUUCUUCUAUUGCACUGAAGGCACACUAUUCAUCACAACUACUAAAGAAUAAAUGGUAUUGCAAGUUUA